Leptosia nina is the source of this 396-nucleotide messenger RNA. NCBI's taxonomy places the organism in Eukaryota, Metazoa, Arthropoda, Insecta, Lepidoptera, Pieridae. The record is from the annotation of a GenBank genome assembly.
AUGCGCACACACACGCCCACCAUUCUGCGAGCGUGUACCACAUGCCACCCGAGAUGCUGUUGCACGGCAGCGCGUCUAUGCAGCACCUGCAGCUGUCGCACGCGCACGCCCAUGCGCAUGCGCACACCGGCACCCUGCCCGUCUAAUGUGCUAACGCCACCAUUCCCGGCUCCCGAAGGGCUACUUGAACGCUAUCAAAUUGGAGUUCAGGGUGUGCGGUUAUGUGUGUGUGUGCGUCUACGACGUCGUGUCGCGUCAGUGUGCUGUAACUCGCGGUAUCUAGCGGGCGUACGCGGCGACACCUCAGAACAUUUGGCGGAGGGUAGUUUUAGAAAACGGAAUUCAGAUAUUAUCCCGGACAGUGCAAAUCUAUUGACAAUUCUCGCACACGUGUAA